AUGCUAGCCGGCGGAACCGAAACCGACCGACAACGCCUAGGCAGCAGUAUUGGGAUCGACGGCGAUGAGUUCGAGGUAGUCGACGAGUUUGUCUACCUCGGCUCACUGGUAACGGCGGACAACGAUACCAGCCGUGAGAUCCGGAGGCGCAUUAUCAGCGGAAGUCGUGCCUACUAUGGGCUCCACAAACAACUACGGUCGAACAGACUUAGCACCCGCACGAAGUGUUACCUGUACAAGACCCUCAUAAGGCCGGUUGUACUCUAUGGGCAUGAGACGUGGACCAUGCUAGAGGAGGACCGGCGAGUACUCGGAGUUUUCGAGCGACGAGUACUGAGGACGAUCUUUGGCGGCGUACAGGAGAACGGA
Molecule: messenger RNA, 369 nt
Organism: Anopheles cruzii
Lineage: Eukaryota; Metazoa; Arthropoda; Insecta; Diptera; Culicidae
Exons: 1
Source: RefSeq, a predicted model, not a curated record